AUGGAGGGGGGCAUCGCCCACGGGCCGCGGGGUCCCACCAGCUACUACUACAUGCUGCCCAUGAAGGUGCGGGUGCUGGGGCUGAAGGUGGCACUGACGGUGAAGCUGAUGCAGGAUGACCUCCACAUCGUCGACAGCCUGGAGAUGCCCACUGCCGACCCCCAGUACCUGCUGGACCUGGCGCGGUACCGGCGCUGGGGCCGCUCCGUCCUCAUCGUCGAUGUCAACGAGAUGCCGGAGAACAUCGGAACCGCGGCAGCCGGCUUGAAAACCAUCAACCUGAUCCCGGCGUUAGGUCUCAACGUGCACAGCAUGCUGAAGCACGAGACGCUGGUGCUGACGCUGGACACCGUCACCUUCCUGGAGAAGAAGCUGCUGUGGCACGACACCCGUUACUCGGCGCUCUACCCCUUCUCCAUGCCCUACAGCGACUUCCCCUAG
Messenger RNA from Nipponia nippon (crested ibis), 441 nucleotides. The record is from RefSeq and is a predicted model, not a curated record. NCBI's taxonomy places the organism in Eukaryota, Metazoa, Chordata, Aves, Pelecaniformes, Threskiornithidae.